UUGUCUUCGUGAUUGUCAUCAUCACCGAGCUGAGUAAUUUUAUUGCAAAAUAAUUUAUGUUCGUAAAUAAACAGCAACAGUGUGAAACAGUGCACCAGAAUCGUUAUCCACUUCGCAUCCAAGUGCCAAUAACAGUUAUAGUAAAUUAAUCUUUAAUGUAACCUAGAAAUAGAAGUAAUCAUGAAGUACUCCACAUCACCGACUCCAAGUCUUAGUAAUUAUCCAAGGAGCACGUCUCCGCUCCCAGCGCCUGCUAACUACCAGCCGACGACGGCCAGUGCAGCCGUGAAGCGAUACAAGUACUUGAGAAGACUGUUCAAGUUCAACCAAAUGGACUUCGAGUUUGCGGCCUGGCAAAUGGUCUAUUUGUUCGUGGCACCACAAAAAGUGUUUAGGAACUUCAAUUAUAGAAAACAUACAAAAUCACAGUUUGCAAGAGAUGAUCCAGCGUUCCUGGUACUUUUAUGUAUCUGGCUAUUUUUGUCAUCAAUAUGCUUUGCGCUGGGUAUGGGGCUCAGCUGGACACAAGUGGCGCUCUUUGUGCUGUUCGUAGUGUUUGUAGACUUUAUCGGAGCUGGGAUACUCGUCUCCACAAUAUUUUGGUACAUCAGCAAUAAGUACCUGCGACGCGACCGCGACGGGCCGGACGUGGAGUGGGGCUACGCCUUCGACGUGCACAUCAACGCCUUCUUCCCGCCGCUGUCGCUGCUGCACUGCUUCCAGAUCGUGCUGUUCAACAGUCUACUAAACCACGACGGGUUCCUGUCGUGCCUGGUGUCCAACUCCUUCUGGCUGGCCUCCAUCGUCUACUACUUGUACAUCACCUUUCUGGGAUACAGCAAUAUCCCGACGCUGCAGAACGUGCGAGCCUUCCUGCUUCCGCUGCCGGUAUUGGCGCUGCUGUUCGUAGGCUCGCUCGCCGCUGGAUGGAACUUCAGCCGUAUGCUCAUGACCUUCUACCACUACCGGGUGUUAUAGGCGACCACGCGACCACCACGCCACCAUGUGACCACCACACCAAUACGUGACGAACAUGCCGCUACGCGACCACAACGCCACCAAGUGGCCGCCACGUGGUCAUCGUAUGACCACCACGCCACCAAGUGGCCGCCACGUGGUCAUCGUAUGAUCACCACGCUACCAAGUGGCCGCCACGUGGUCAUCGUAUGACCACCACGCUACCAAGUGGCCGCCACGUGGUCAUCGUAUGACCACCACGCUACCAAGUGGCCGCCACGUGGUUAUCGUAUGACCACCACGACACCACAGGGCUGCAUCGAACACCCUUUAUUAAAUCAACCGCUGCUCGUGACCUACUAUUACCGGGUGCUGCAGAUCGACACCACACCAUGCUUUAAAAUAAAUUACAAAAAACUAAUUUUCAAAAUAUUAUGUAUCACGAUAUUUUUGAGCAGUGAAUCUAAAGCCUGGUCCGUGAGCACGUAGAAUUUUGUCCAAUGACCCCAAGCUACCCAUCGGACAGUUGCGACAGCAAUAUAAUUACGCGCGAGCGAUAAGGAUGGGUAGCUUGGGGUCAUUGGACAAAAUUCUACGUGCUCACGGACCAGACUUUAUCAGAUGAGUGUUCCUGUUGCGUGGGUGACUGACAGAGUACAUUGAGCUUAAAAGCAAUUAAGCGUCUCUUAAGCACUAAGUAUAAAUUCGCUUUGGUUGGCGAAUAGUUGACUAUUUCCUAUUAUUAUUCCGAUUACAAACGGGAACAUUAUUAAUAAUAUUUUUAUUUAAUUAAUAUUUAAAUCUUUAAGGCAAUAAGUUUCGGGUAAGGCGUAUAACUGAUGUAACUGUUAGCAAUUAAGUUUUAUAGAUUUACCAUAUUAUGUAAAUAAUAUUAAUUUAAUAUUUUGUAUUAAAAGUUUAAAUGAAAUGCA
Ostrinia nubilalis (European corn borer) is the source of this 1889-nucleotide messenger RNA. RefSeq names its product protein unc-50 homolog (gene Unc50). Gene Ontology annotation, cellular component: Golgi membrane. Bases 181 to 978 code for a protein of 265 amino acids. The record is from RefSeq and is a predicted model, not a curated record. NCBI's taxonomy places the organism in Eukaryota, Metazoa, Arthropoda, Insecta, Lepidoptera, Crambidae. The transcript is spliced from 6 exons.